Amoebophrya sp. A25 is the source of this 5554-nucleotide messenger RNA. The record is from the annotation of a GenBank genome assembly. Lineage: Eukaryota; Dinophyceae; Syndiniales; Amoebophryaceae.
AGGAGCGAGCGCACAAGAACCCCUAGUACUCAACAUCUUCCGAGGAGUCGUCACCUCCCAACAUUUUCAAGCUCCCAACCUUCGUGGUUCAUAGUUAUGAUCAGAAUGACAGCAGACAUCAAACGUCCUCGUGAUCUUCAUCUCCCUCUAUUGGGUGUCCUAGGAGGACUUGUCCUCUUGCUUGCUCUCGCACCUCAUGUGGCCGAUGCGUGUACGUCGAUCGCUAUUGGGCCUGGAGCGACCGAGUUGGGCAACACCAUGGUUUCCCACACAGUUGACUGCCUCAACUGUGAUACAAGAGUGACGUACUGAUCUUACAGUAGCGGCCUCUGUGUUGAUCGAUCUUUGCGCAUUGGCUUCGUGUCAAGAAGUAUCCUCUCACCACAAGAUGAAACACAAGUAGUCAGUACUACUUCUAGUCUGUUUACAACUAGCUGUUGACUCAUGUACUAUCUUCGGAAAUGAAUUAGCUUUGGAUCCAGGAGCAAAAGCAAUGGCAUCGGCUUCUUCAGGUACAUCGCUCCUCGCAAGUAUGCCGAUGGCAAGCGGCCAAUCCAGUUUCAAGUGAUGUCGUAUCCUCGGUUAGUAGCAAACGAUUCGUCUCCGGCUUAUAGUUAAGCACAGGAGAAAAACGAUUGAUAUAAGGACAAGGAGGAGCUCCGUGAACUUCUGGUUCGAUCGAAGUAAGUAUAAGACCAUUUACUUUUAUUCAACAACUAGAAAUAUUUCACCUUUCUCGUCCAAGUCCCUCUCGUCCCACCUCCAACCUCAGCUGCAAACUGACUCCAACCUGAGUUCCUUCCUCCCUGCAAACUGACUCCAUUCCCAACCUCAUUCUUUCUAACCCAAGCCCAACCCCGACGACGAUCCCCAGUUGCAGAAACCUACUCGACUCCAUCCCCAACCUCAUUCUUUCUAACCCAAGCCCAACCCCGACGACGAUCCCCAGUUGCAGAAACCUACUCGCAUCCUAGGCCACAUUCCCGCAGAUCCAGAGCACCUAACCUACGGCUUCUACGACGGUGCCUAUGGCUUGAUGAAUGAGAAAGGGCUAACAUUCGGCGAGUCCACCUGUGGCGGAAACCUGUUUACGACGGCAAGUGAAAAAGGACCAUUUAUGGGCCUGGUACCGAUGACUCAAGUGGCCCUGGAGAGAUGCGAGACGGCGAGGUAAUAAGAAGAAGUACUGAAGAUGUAAAGUAAUGACAAAAUAAAGUACCAGAUCUCAUAGUGGUAGAGACAAAACUACUUGUACUGCUACUGCUCAGCCACCGCCACGACAAAAACAUUAUAUCUUUAUCAGAGUCUGACUAGUUCUAGUUCUACGUCACGUCCUCUACCAGAUGCAGUAGAUGUCAAAUACCCCAUGCCCAUGGCUUCAAAUGACUAUCUCUUCCAGAUGCGCCAUCGCCCUGAUGGGUUCUCUAGCGGUGAAGUACGGCUUCUAUGGCGAAGAUGCUGGACCGGCGGGUGCGGGAGAGAGUCUCCAGAUUGGGGAUGGGAAGGAAGCAUGGGUUUUUCACGUCAUGUCCGAUGGAACACAGUCAGCGAUUUGGGCAGCUCACAAGCUCCCCGACGACCACAUUGCAGUAGUAGCAAAUAGCUUCAUCAUCCGCGACGUAAGGGAUUGUGUCUUCUCUGGGAUCAAGAAGAAGUGGAACGAGGAUCACAAGAGUAGUCAAGUUAAGUGGUUUACCAAGAGACAGAGGGCAUCCUCAACUAUUCGAAAGCUCGAAAUAACCGAGUUACUGACUGAAAUAAGGGAGGUAGCUUAACAUCAAGGCUACUCUUCCUUCUCUACAGUAUCUCGGUUAUUCUCGUCUGUUACUCGCUUAUUUUAGUUUUUCGAGUACUUACGUCAUCCACCCACCUUGUUUGACCAUUUUCCACAGGGCGGAAAAGAAGGUCUACUUCAAGGAUGGCUCUAAGGAUGUGCUUGUACGUACACGUAGUAGCUCUAUCUCCCUGUACGUAAACGUAGACGUAGUAGCUCUAUCUCUAAUCCACAAGUCUCAGGUAUGGACGAAGAGUUCGUCGAAUCAAAGAAGGGUGAUCUGAUGUGCUCAACGAACUUGAAGCCAGUAGCUGUGACGGAGAAGCUGUGGUCGAGUGGAGAAGUAUUUGAUUUUGCACGUGUAUUCGGAAAAGACGCGACGAAAUUCCAGUAUUGGCCACAAAUGCCGCCAGUGCCAUUGUACAUGUCUGGCAGAAUCUGGAGAGUCUUGUCACAGGUGGCCAACACGACUUCAACCUCUUCAACAUCUUCCUCAUCAUCCUCUGCUUCUGGUUCGUCCCUAGCUGCGACGUCUCUUUCCGAGUCCGAAGAUGUUCCUCCUCGAGUUGGCCUCUCAGACGCCGACGGUCGUUUCGGAGACGUGGUUGCGAUUUCCACUACUACUGAGGACAGCGAUGGCGACAUGGAAACUGAGCUUUUGUUUGGAGAGGUGCCUCCGUAUGACCCACUAGUAUUUCCGUUUUCGAUGAAGGUGUCACCAGAAAAAGUCAAAGCAUUCAAGGCGAAGCAUUACGGUACUAGUAAAUGCUGAUGAAGAUGAACAGAAGAAAUUACUAUUAGACUUUAUACCUACAACUUUUUAUAUUCAUUGUUUUUCCUUCCACUUCCUUAUGCUGAUAUAUAACUACGACUUAUAUUAAUGUGCUGGAUCCUCCAUCAUUGUAGAAAUAGAGCUACUGAUGUUGUAAAAUGGAUUGUAGGUCUAUGUUGCUGGAUGAAGAAUACACAUUCAUACUUAUCUCAUUCACGACCCCACACAACUACAGGUAGGAGCGGCCAAACCAGUGGCAAGAUCACUGAGCAAGUGAUGAAGGAUUUGCAUCGCGAUCAUUACGAGGACACCCUGUUGGACUUGAGGAAAGGCAUUGUUGCUGGUCCUUUCGGUAGUCCUAACCGUCUAGAACGUGGUGAAGGGCUAAUCAAACGCGGAGGCCAAUUUGCAAGAGCCAUCUCAAUUCCUAGAACGACAUAUGCAUGGGUCGGCUCGAGCUUUGAUGAAGCGAAAGCGGGGACGACGGGAAUGAAGAUUAUGGAGGAAGCAGGGCUAGUCGUGAAAAAGAAAGUGAAAGAAAAGUGCUAGUGACCUGCAAACCUCACGUAGUACCUGAGAAUCCACAUGCCCAUGAUGUUGGGUCACAGUCCUUUUGAUUAAAUCUUCUAACUUUCGUCGUGGUUGGUUUGCUCCUGACACGCCAGCUAGUAGUGUCUUUUUACCCCUCGUUCUGCCUGAAAAAGCCUCUACCGUUCCCGCUUUGGCAGAGUGCCUGCAACGAGGGUCGAGGAUGAAAGUUGACAGGAAGAGUAGCUUUUGGGCCUUUGAUCUCGUUGCCAACCUAAUGGAAUGGAACUACGAAAAUAUGGAGAAAAACGAUGUACUUCUACUUUCUUCGUUUUUCGUAUGGAGUGCUUUUCAAGAUAGCAAUCACAUUCACCAGUAUCACACCACGCUGCGGCAAUUCUUGAUGAAGACGAUUUGUACUACUAUUGUGAUGAAGAUCAGUUUUUUUUUAGCGUCUGAGAAAGGUCUACUCACCCAGGUCUCUCCGCGAAUUCGCACCUGGGAAAAGAAGAUUCUGAGCCAAGUUGACACACCGAAUUUCGAUGCUUCAAGGCUGCAAAACGAAGUUACUCAAGAUUGGUGGGAUUUUUCUUAUGGUAACGAAGUCACAUGUUGAUGUCAUUAUCGAGAAGAACGUGAUAUUAUGCGCGGCUAUCAGGCGCUUUGGGGGGUUCUUCUUCUUAGUGCCUCUGCAGCUUCAAGAAAGGAGAAUCUCAUUUUCUCGAAGGAAGCAUUGCGAUUUUAAAUUAAACACACAGAUCAAGUACAAGAUCUGUAGAACUACAGGGACGUUUCCGCACUGAAGAUUAUCGCUAAUCUUCCGACUUCCUCAUCGCGAAAUACAACGAUGGUUUUUUAAACCUCGACCUGAAGCAUGGAGGCGUCGGACAGUAUCUAGGAUAUCCCAUUGACUACCUAAAAGAGGUUGGCGUCGACCGCGUGCCACUUGCGAAGUUUGUGCAGCCACUAGCGGGAGUCGAUCCCUGGGGUGACGAAGAUGGAAACGCUCGUGCUGAUGAGACUACUGUUAAGGUUUGAUGAUAGAUUCUGGAAAAUGGGGCUUCUCUGGAAAAAGGGGUUUCUCUAGUGGCAUACCCAUACUCUCGGAGAUUGCUAAAAAAUGGAUUCCACUGGAAUUUUGCAACAUCUAACCCACUAGUCAUAGGUGGCGGCGGACAAGGCGGAUCUUCACCAGGAGACCAAAUCACGCCACAAGACAAAGAAACGAAUGAUGAAGAUCAAGAUGCUUUCUCUUUCUCCAAACUGGCAGAUCAGAUUCAGAAGGAAGCACAAAAAAUCCAGGAUGCAAUUUGGGCCUCAUCUACAUCAGAGCAAGAUGAUGAUAGCAAUGACAAUCAACUGACUCAGAAAAUCUUCACAAGUGGAGCUAGAAACUUUUACCAGGACAACAAGCUGGUGAAGGACAGAAACAAGAACAUGAACAAAGAUGACUUUGACCAACGUCGUGCUGGUGCUGGAGGUGAUGUUUUUAUGCUACAAGAACAGAACCAGAAGUCUACUAGAACAAGAUCUGGUUUUGCCAACAGCAAGAACAACAAGGAAGGAUCAUACUCGUCGGCUGUGAUGGGUGCGACAGAGCGAAUCGCCCACAUGCUUUUCGGCGGAGUGAUCGGCGCUGUGUUAGCAGCUUGCUUCUUCCUCUCCUCUACCACGACCUCGAACUCUUCUAGGACGACGAUCAUGGCGGGAAGGUCGGACCACAGUUGCACCAGGAACCUCUUGGAGCAGGAGGAAGAGGAUAAAAAGAUCAAUGCGCUUUGCUCUGCCGAUCAUCACAUCGAAGUGGUGGGCAGUAUUAGGAAUGCUGAGCAGGAGGAGGGUGGCAGUGGGUUGCCUUACCAACGGAUGAUGUAGGAGCAGGUGAAGGUGGACGAGCAAGGAAGAUAGGUGAAGGAUGAGGGAAGAUAAACCAUUUUUAUAGCCAUACCACCGUUCCUCGUAGUGUUAGACUUACUCUUACACCUAGACUUCUUAGAGGAAUUAGAAAUACUCUUACAGUACUCCCACAGCAGUGACACUACGUAUGAAGCCCCAACAUAGUCAAUGAUAGGAGCUUUUAUCACAUCACAAAAAAAGCAUACUCCCAGAUGCCCGUAAAUGAAAAAACGUAGUUUCGAAGAUUUUUUAUUAGAUCAUGAACAUUUUGCCAUAAAAACCAUAAAUGUUGUAAUUAUGUUCUUGAUUAUCUUCCUAUUUUCUUGUUAUCUGUAGAGAUACAGUAAGUAGAGAAGUUGUUAUAUUCGGUAGAGAAGUUGUUAUAUUCGGUAGAGAAGUUGUUAUAUUUUUUCAAUGUCAACUUAAAGUAAGACAACACAAGCAAGCCAACACGAACAACAUACACGUGUAUGAUAGGACUUCAACCACGCAACACCAGAUUUUGCAUCAAAGUACUUUCCUUGUCAAAAAGUGUGUUGAGAGACACUAGCAAAGACUUGGAUACCGCGUUAGGAUGUGCGAGC